Plasmopara halstedii is the source of this 183-nucleotide messenger RNA. Its product is annotated as plasma-membrane proton-efflux p-type atpase. The transcript has 2 exons. Bases 1 to 183 code for a protein of 60 amino acids. The record is from RefSeq and is a predicted model, not a curated record. Lineage: Eukaryota; Oomycota; Peronosporomycetes; Peronosporales; Peronosporaceae.
AUGAUCGGCCCUGGCAUUCAGCGUAAAGAGGGUGUGCUGCGUUCGCUGGUGUAUCUACACGUGUCGAUCUCCGGUCAAGCUUUGAUCUUUGUGACACGAACGGCUGGCAGCAAUAAUUGGUGGUUGCUUCAGCAGUUGGCUGGAUCGGUUUCGGUGGCUAUCCGACCGACCGUAUUGCCGUGA